AUGUCAAGUGAUUGGGGGCAGGAUAUUCUCCGGCUCGAGUUCAACAAGUCAGCCCCUCGCAAGCGAGGCCUCGCUGCUAGCUCUCAACAUCGAGGUGCUGCCACGAAAGUCACACCGUCGCCGACCACUCCCGCGGGCUUCGCGUACCUGUUUGCUGAUGCAUAA
Molecule: messenger RNA, 165 nt
Organism: Pyricularia oryzae 70-15
Lineage: Eukaryota; Fungi; Ascomycota; Sordariomycetes; Magnaporthales; Pyriculariaceae
Exons: 3
Coding region: 1-165 (54 amino acids)
Source: RefSeq, a predicted model, not a curated record